CUCAGGGCCCGCGGGUUUGGGAGACGCCGACCGGCCACCCCCCACCUCCGCCCCCGGCCGCGCGGCCCGCUCCCUCCUCCCGCGGGCGGGAGCUGGGGCCAAGUGGGCGCGCCCGGCCCGGGGCGGGCGGGAUCCGGUGUCGGCGGCAGCUGCCAGUGCGGCGGGCGCGGGCGCGGAGCGAGCGGCCGGCGGGGCCGGCUAUUAAUAACGCGGCCGCCCAGCCCGGGGUCGCGCAGCCAUGGCCAGCCCGGAGCCCCGGCUCGAUGGGGACGGCGCCGCCCAGGCCGCGAGAGAAACAAGAACGGAAGCCAGUUCUUCUCUCGAAGAGAACUCUGAAUCCCCGCGUGAGGUGGGGACUUUGAACCCAGAAGUUACUCUGUCUUUGGAGGGGACCUUGAACUUAGAGGACAUUCUCCACCUGGGGGACACAGGUGACCUCGAUGAGACACUCUAUGUGGAAGAGACGGAGAAGCCUGAGGAGGCACUGUAUAUCGAGGAGACCAGGCAACCAGGGGAGGCCCUGGAGAUGGACGAGCCUAUGAAGCCAGAGGAGAUACUAUAUGUGGACGAGCCCACGCAGCCAGAAAAGACCACAAGCCCAGAGCAGACCAGUUCCGGGGGAGAGACGGUCACAAGCGAGGAGAAACCCAGCCCUGAGGAGAGCCUCCAAGCCGGGCCUGGUCCCAGCACAGACAGCCUGAGCAUAGAGGACCUGGAAUUGCUAGAGGAGCGUUUCCAGCAAUGUGUCCAAGCUGUGGCCCAGCUGGAAGAGGAGAGGGAUCAGCUCAUCCACGAGCUGGUGUUGCUCCGGGAACCAGCCCUGCAGGAGGUGCAGCAGGUCCAUCAGGACAUCCUGGCCGCCUACAAACUGCACGCCCAAGCAGAGCUGGAGAGGGACGGGCUGAGGGAGGAGAUCCGGCUGGUCAAGCAGAAGCUGUUCAAGGUGACGAAGGAAUGCGUGGCCUGCCAAUACCAGCUCGAGUGCCGCCGGCAGGACGUGGCCCAGUUUGCCGAUCUCCGGGAAGCGCUGACCACACGGGCAGCCCAGCUCUCGGAGGAACUGGCCCAGCUCCGGGACGCCUAUCAGAAGCAGAAGGAGCAGUUACGGCAACAACUAGAAGCACCUCCCAGCCAGAGGGACGGGCACUUUCUCCAGGAGAGCCGGCGGCUCUCUGCCCAGUUUGAGAACCUCAUGGCAGAGAGCCGCCAAGGCCUGGAGGAAGAGUAUGAGCCUCAGCUGCUGCGGCUCCUGGAGAGGAAAGAAGCUGCGGCCAAAGCGCUGCAGAAAACCCAGGCCGAGAUCCAGGGGAUGAAGGAGGCUCUGAGACCCCUGCAAGCAGAGGCCCGGCAGCUCCAGCUGCAGAACAGGAACCUGGAGGACCAGAUCUUGCUCGUGAGGCAGAAACGAGAUGAGGAGGUUCAGCAGUACAGGGAACAGCUGGAGGAAAUGGAAGAACGACAAAGGCGGUUAAGGAAUGGGGUACAACUCCAGCAACAGAAGAACAAAGAGAUAGAGCAGCUAAGGAUCAGCCUCGCCGAAGAGCUCUCAACUUAUAAGGCUAUGCUAUCCAAGAGCCUGGGACAGGCUAACGCUCCCACUUCUCAGACAGGUGGAAUCGAGACACAGUCUCAAGGGGCUGUUUAGAAACAUAUGGCCAAAUCUGCAAUCCAGAAACAGCAACACAAAACUUCUUAGCAAAGGAUCACUAAGUACCCUCUGGACAUACUUUUUUUCCAAGAGAAGGGAGUGCCAGGGACUUGGCAAGCAAUUCACCCUGGGAAAGUUACAAAUACUGGCUGACCUGUUUAAAAAGAUUCUAAGGCUGGCUGGAGGCAGAACACCAUCAGUCAAGGCUUAGGUGGAGUCUAUUUCAUAGGCUGCUGGUACCAAGCUAAAUGCACUUAGCAACGGAAAAAGAAGCCUUCUGUUCUCCAGCAGCAACCCCCACGUGCAGAGUAAAGGAUGGAUGUAUGGACACACUUUACUGUUGUGAAGAAUGUAUCUUGCCUUGUGUUGGCCCAAAACAAAAACCUUUUUUGGAGCACAGGUAGGGUCAAAAAGGCAGCCGAUUUUCAUUAUAUGGGUUUACAAUUUGAAUUCUUUUGUGCCAUGAGUAUUAGACUUUAAAAUGAAUCCUUUUACAAAGUUUAA
This is a messenger RNA of Acinonyx jubatus (cheetah), 2152 nucleotides long. RefSeq names its product syncoilin, intermediate filament protein (gene SYNC). Gene Ontology annotation, cellular component: Z disc; neuromuscular junction; cytosol. Bases 239 to 1645 code for a protein of 468 amino acids. Lineage: Eukaryota; Metazoa; Chordata; Mammalia; Carnivora; Felidae. The transcript is spliced from 5 exons. The record is from RefSeq and is a predicted model, not a curated record. Gene Ontology annotation, biological process: intermediate filament-based process.